Molecule: messenger RNA, 1166 nt
Organism: Aspergillus homomorphus CBS 101889
Lineage: Eukaryota; Fungi; Ascomycota; Eurotiomycetes; Eurotiales; Aspergillaceae
Product: class I SAM-dependent methyltransferase
Exons: 3
Coding region: 350-1120 (256 amino acids)
Source: RefSeq, a predicted model, not a curated record
CCCAGAAUGAGCUUUGAUUCAUAAGAUCAGGAGUAGCUUCUGGUAUGUGCUAGCUGAACACUAUCAGGCUGCACCAAUCCAGGCAUGAGUCUCUACAGCAACCCUGUAUUGGUUGGUUUCAAUAAGUGUCCGAUAUCUCUCCGAGCAGCCCUCUGAAUCAUCUGCACCUUGGUGGUUCAUAGUUCUUUGGCUCCAAGUAAGGUAUAAAUAAGGGCUUCUUCUCCUCCUUUUCGUAACAGUCUUUCUUGUAGCCAUCAAUCUCACUGUUCUACUCUUUACCAUUCAACCCAUUUAUUUGGCACCCUGCCUUUAUUGCCGAUUGUACAUUGAUCAUUUCAAUACCGCCAUCAUGUCUGACUUCGCUGAGAAGAACCGUCAAUACUUUGACAAGAUGGCUAGCACCUACAAUGACGAAUUCAAGGACUUCAUAGCAGCAAACUGCAGAGAGAUCCUGAAUCACCGUGCGUGGAUCAGUGAUACCUGGACCGACACUGAGUCGGGCAAGGGUAAGGAGAUCAAGAUGCUCGAAUACGCCUGCGGACCUGGUCCCGUCUCCAUGACUCUGGCACCUUAUGUCACAAAAGUAGUCGGCAUGGAUGUUUCGGAUGGCAUGGUCGGUCAGUUCAACAAGAACGCCCAGGAAGCAGGUCUGGGAGACAAGAUGACUGGAGUCAAAGCUGAUCUCCUUGCCGAGACUGUACCUGAGGAGUACUCUGGAGAGGAGUACUCUAACUUCGACAUUGUGGUCGUCAGUAUGGCACUUCACCAUUUCGAGAAACCCGAACUGGCCUUGGCCAGGUUGGGUGAGCGGCUUAAGAAGGGUGGUGUAUUUUUGAUCUUGGAGAUCCUUGCGAACGGAGACCACGAUCAUCAGCAUCACCACCAUCACCACCAUCACCAUGGUGAGCACCAUGACUCAGCUCAUGAGAAGCUUGACUUUGGCGAGGCUGAACACACAGUCGGAAGCCAUGGGUUCACAUUGGAGGGGAUCCAACAGCUCUACGAAAAUGCCGGGUUGGGUCGGGACUUCCAAAGCGAAUUGUUGGAGCAUAAGAUGGCAUUCAAGGUUCAUGCAAAGCUGCCGAAAACCCUGUUCCUUGCUCGGGGCCAGCGAGUUUGAGCAUCGUUGACGAUAUAGUGCGGUCAAGAUAGUAAUGCGAUUGUUG